GUUGGGGGUGUUGCUAAGGGGCUCCCCGCAGAGACUAAGGAAUACCGCGUUCAAUCGACAACGUAUGACGCUCUAAACCCGCUACGAGUAUAUAAAGGUAUGAAACCCACCAAGGAGGGGGACUUCUUCCCUCUCUCCCCACUUUACACUUUCUACUAUCUCUCUACACUUCAUCUCUCUAUCUACUCUCUCAACUCUCUCCAUAAACCGACACUAACUUGAUCGUCGGAGCUUAAUCCGGGG
Messenger RNA from Linum tenue, 243 nucleotides. Lineage: Eukaryota; Viridiplantae; Streptophyta; Magnoliopsida; Malpighiales; Linaceae. The record is from the annotation of a GenBank genome assembly.